Molecule: messenger RNA, 261 nt
Organism: Macrosiphum euphorbiae (potato aphid)
Lineage: Eukaryota; Metazoa; Arthropoda; Insecta; Hemiptera; Aphididae
Source: the annotation of a GenBank genome assembly
AUGCUCGAACGUCUAUCACAUGAUGAUAUUGUUAAAGGAGCUACACAACUUAAUGAAAUAUACUAUGAUGAUAUGGAUUUAAAUGAACUAAUCAAUGAAUGUUUACAUUUAAAAGCACACAUAAUACAACUGGCUGACGAUAAGCAAAACAAUGUUCCCAAACUUCUUCAAAUUUUACAUGAAAAAAACUUAAUUUCAAUACAUCCCAACAUCGAAAUAGCACUCAGAAUAUAUACAUCUACUGCGGUCUGCGGUGACUAA